Molecule: messenger RNA, 1820 nt
Organism: Drosophila virilis
Lineage: Eukaryota; Metazoa; Arthropoda; Insecta; Diptera; Drosophilidae
Product: basic-leucine zipper transcription factor A
Molecular function (GO): DNA binding
Source: RefSeq, a predicted model, not a curated record
AAAAAUUGAAUGCAACAAGUCAUAAAACUGAAGUUCGGGCGCAUUUAACUCACAAUUGAUAAAUAUUUUGAUAAAUUUGCAAAGCAGGCUAAAAGUGCAUUCGGAUUUAUUAUAAAUAUUUAUCAUGUAAGCACAUUCAGGCGAGAGCUUGGCGCCCAGCCUGAUAUCCAACAAAAACAAACAAUAAAAAUAAUAAUAAUAAACAAAAUAAAAAUAAAAACGAAAGACUUGAAGCCCGAGGGACUUGAAUUUGGAUUUGGACUAACAACUUGGAGUUGCGCUUGGACAGACCAACCGAUCAUUCGCCAAAUCCGGCGAGCGAGAGAGACAGGAGGAGUAGGAGGCGGGGCUGCUCGAAUUGUUCAGCUCGAGCCGAAGUUCUGCUGAACCGAGAACCGCAACAGAUUGACAGUUGCGGCAAAUCGGCGCAGCGAGCAAGUUGUCGGCCCCUCGAAUUGUGUGUGGAUCAUGUCGGGCAGCAUGGAUUACAAAUGGCGCAAACGCAUGUGCCACAAGUGGCAGGAGGAGAUGCGACAGCAGCAGCAGCAGCAGCAGCAGCAGCAGCAGCGGCAGGACGAGGAGCAGGAACAGCUGCUCGAACAGAUGCCACCCCCACCUCCGCCGCCCACACCUGCACUGCCGCUGCCCCUUCCGCUGCCGCUGCCCUUGCAGCUGGCGAAUGCAUUGGGCAAUCGCAGCUUCAGCAACUUUGUGGAGGAUCCGAGCAAUCUGCACAAGCUGUUCCUGACGCGCCGCACUUUGCAGCUCCUAUCGCAACGUCCGGACUUUCAGCGUCUCGUCAAGGCGUGCUUUGUGCGCGUCCGUUUCGCUGGCGGCCAUCGUGUCGCCCAGAUUCAGGGCUUUGGCAAAUGGCGACCCAGCACGGAGCCGACGUUGAUACUGCGCAUCGAUAACAAUCCGCGCGUCUUUGCACUGGAACAGCUGGCCAAUAGCUACUAUGAGCGCGCCGAGCUGCUCGAAUGGGAGUACAUGUGGCAAGCAUACAACUUCGAGCUGCCCACCAAGCGCAUUGUCGACCAGAAAUACAAGGCCCUCACGGAUGCCAAGCUGCAGUCGCAGUCGCCGACGCAGUCGCAGUUGCGGCUGCCCCUGGCUGUCGGGGUGCACAAGCCGGCCAAGCUAAAGGGCUGCCAGCUGGGCGACUAUCAGCCGCUUUAUGUCCCGGUGAAGCGACAGAAGGAGUUGCCACAUGUUGCAGCAGCAGGUGCAGGUGCACCCGGAACACCGCCCGCUCAGACCUCCGCCGCCGCACGCGGCAAGUAUCUGGUGGAGCCCAUGGAAUGCUAUAGACGCUAUCUGCCCAAGACACCGCCAUCUGCCGGCGGCGGCGGACAUCAGCUGAAGCCUGCCCUGGAGCUGCCCAAACAGACGACUGUCGGCUGCGCCAAAAAGAAAAUCUCGCUUGAUGAAUAUCGCGAACGUUUGAUCAAGAAACAGCAGUAAAAUCCAAAGAAAAAGGAAGUUAGCAUAAAAAAUCUCCAUACAACUUCCACUGCCCAAUUUUCACCAAAAGCCGCAUUAUUUUUUUUUGGGCCCUUUGCCCAAUUUGUAGGCACACUAGGCUUAUAUUACUUUCUAUGCAUUUAAAUUAUUUAUUAUUAUUAUUAUUAUUAUUGUUGUUAUUUAAUUAUGAUUAAUUUAGCUUAACUAAGACCAGCCCCUGAAGCCCAGCUUUGCACAUAUUAUAUAUUAUUCACCUUGAAAAAACACAAUUUUUGGGCUUACUUUUUUUCCUUAUUUAAUUAAUUAUACAAAACCCAAAUAAAUCAAACCUAAAGGCUUCGACUAUACAGUAGGUA